Molecule: messenger RNA, 2510 nt
Organism: Astyanax mexicanus (Mexican tetra)
Lineage: Eukaryota; Metazoa; Chordata; Actinopteri; Characiformes; Acestrorhamphidae
Gene: ubtd2
Product: ubiquitin domain containing 2
Exons: 3
Coding region: 267-989 (240 amino acids)
Molecular function (GO): protein binding
Source: RefSeq, a predicted model, not a curated record
GGAACCCGUCACUGGCUGCAGGCUGCGGGCUCCUCCAACAUCUAGCUCUCUCUCUCCGCGCCUCUCGCUUCUUCUUGGCUUUGUUUGUGAGCGUCUCUCGCUCGGUCACCUUGUGAUGAUGUGGAGCCUGGGCUGUCUCCACCCCGCCUCUCCAGCCAGCUGAUGCGCGCCCUCUCCAUGUCUACACGGAGGGAGAGAGAGGAGCUGAGGAAGGGGGGAAACAAAACAGGCGAGACUGUGCGGGGGGCGAGCGCAGUGAAACAUCCAUGGGUGGCUGUGUGGGCAGUCACCAUGAUUCUUCGGGCAGUUUAAACGAGAACUCGGACGGAACCGGAGUGGCACUGGGGCGUAAUCAGCCCCUGAAGAGAGAGAAGCCCAAAUGGAAGAGUGACUACCCAAUGACAGACGGCCAGCUGCGGAGCAAGCGCGAUGAAUUCUGGGAUACGGCGCCUGCCUUUGAGGGCCGCAAGGAAAUCUGGGACGCGCUCAAAGCUGCUGCCCAAGCCUUCGAGAGCAAUGAUCACGAGCUUGCUCAAGCCAUCAUCGACGGGGCCAGCAUUACUCUUCCACAUGGUGCUCUGACGGAGUGCUACGAUGAGCUUGGCAACCGCUACCAGCUGCCCGUUUACUGCCUCUCCCCUCCGGUCAACAUGAUCGAGGAGAAGAGCGAGAUGGAGGCGCUGGAGGUACCCGAGGUGCCGGCCAGCGAAGGCCAAGAGUGCCAGCUGCGGCUCCGGCUCUCCACGGGCCGCGACUUGCGUCUGGCCGUACGCACCAGCGACAGCGUGCAGCACAUGAAGCGGCGGCUGCAGGCCCAGGAGGGCGUGGUGGCCAGCAGCCAGCGAUGGUUCUUUUCUGGCCGGCCGCUCACCGAUAAGAUGAAGCUGGAAGAGCUGAAGAUCUCAAGAGACUACGUGGUGCAGGUGAUCGUCAGCCAGCCACCAGGAACUCCGCCUCCUCAGCAGAACCCAACACCUGUGGAGAACUAGCACCUGCCCUGGGGAGAUAUCCUUUGUGGAACGCACCCAAGGUCCAUUGAAAGGGGUAAAUGGAUGGACAACAGACGUGGAGAACACCAACUCCAACAGCACCUGUUUCUGCAGGGUUUGGAGAAACAAAAAUAAUGCAGGAUUAAAAUCUCAAGCAGUCUUGCAGUCUUGGCUAAAAUUUAAGGAGCUAAACGUGGAAUGGUGGUGCUCCUAGUAGCUGCAGCAUCUUCUGCAGAUCAUCGGCAAGAGGAAGACUAUAGAGAAAGCUAUAGCGAUUCCAUCAUGCCUCUAACUAACAGAAGCUUGAGUCAUUUUGGGAAGUCACGCAGAGGAAUGGUCUUCCAGCUCCUCCUGUCUAACCUUUUUUUUUUUUUUCUUGUGACAAGAGUAUAUGUCUGCAAGGCAGACCUGAACUACGGACAUUUGGACGUUUGGUUCUUCUAAAACUGAAGAAGCAGCAGCAGCAUCACGAGCAAUCUGUCGAGAUGUACAGCCACACCUUGGCUUUUAACUUUGUGAAGAAAAAGUGAAAAAUCACUUUUUUUAUGAAUAUUUUUUUUUAUUUGCUUUGUAAUGGGAAACUGUUUUACCAAAAGAAAAAAAAAAGAACAGAUUGGGAAUUUGCGACGGAAGGGGAAACGUUGAUGACGAUGUAUCAGUUUUUUUAGGUUUUUUUCUUGUUCAUGUUUGUUGGUCCAACAUAUUGCUGUUCUUUUUUUUUUUUGGUAUUAUUCUUAAGUCAAUGACUUUUUUUCUUGCACUCUAAACAAUCCUACAGAGAGUAGGCCUUUUUUUUAUUAGCGGUUAUGCAGAAGCAAAGAUGCAGAGGGGAAUUUUUUCUUUUUUUCUUUUUCCAGAGUGUGUGUAAUAAAUCAGCUAUUUGGCCUUUUGCGUAGAUCUUGACUCAUGUGCUUUUACGCAGGGAAACCAUCACGGAUCCUCCACCCUCUAUACGUGUUUCUGUUGGUCACUCUCACUUUUUCCUGUGCCUGAGACGAGAAGCGAGAGAGGCUGAGAGAGGCCGAGGCCCGGGGAGAAGAUGUCAGCGUGUCGCUCUGUGCGUUUCAGCUCGCUACGACAAGAAUUUAGUCAGCACCACAAGGUUGCCAUGGCACCGUGUGGACGUGUGACAUGAGAGCAGCGUGGUAUUUAGAAAGGGGUGUAAUCAUGCACAGGGAAAGCGGCGCAGAAUGGAGUGGUUUUUACAGACACUGUGGGUUGGAGAGGGGGUGGGGGGGUGGUGGUUAAAAGGAGGGGUGGCUGGCACCAUGUGUCUCUCUGUGCCACGUUUGAUUUGGUGCUAAUAUGAAGGCAAAUAUGGACAGCGCGCGAGGCCAUCACAGCUCCCCUCUGAAUGUAGCUUCGUACGGGAGGAGGACAUUAUUGCAAUUUGUUUGUAUGUGUUUUUCAAAUCGGGCAUCGAGGCGCCCGUUCCGUCGAGAGAGAAUUGCAAAGUCGGUGGGAUAUUUUAAUGAUACAGAAUGCGUUUUUAAUUAAAAUAUGACGAACAUUUGUACUCCA